Molecule: messenger RNA, 1602 nt
Organism: Scomber scombrus (Atlantic mackerel)
Lineage: Eukaryota; Metazoa; Chordata; Actinopteri; Scombriformes; Scombridae
Product: basement membrane-specific heparan sulfate proteoglycan core protein-like
Exons: 10
Coding region: 1-1602 (533 amino acids)
Biological process (GO): cell surface receptor signaling pathway
Molecular function (GO): transmembrane signaling receptor activity
Source: RefSeq, a predicted model, not a curated record
AUGACAGCAGACGAAACCAUCAUACCAGUAGGAGGCAGUGUGACACUGACCUGCUCUGUGGAUUCCUCUGCUGAUUGGAAAUACUACUGGUUUAGAGAGUAUUCUGCUCUUCAGUCCAUAACAAAUGUUAAACCAGUUAACAAGGUCUCAGAAGGAGGCAUCUAUCACUGCAGAGCAGGAAGAGGAGACCCAGAGAUCUUCACAGAGUUCAGCAGAGCAGUCACUGUUAGGAAAACUGUCCCAAAUAAGGCUGCUGUUGUGACUCUGCAACCCAACUGGACUGAGAUAUACAGCGGAGAGACGAUCAUGCUGAGAUGUGAGAUCCAUGAUGGAGACACAGAGUGGGAGUAUGAAUGGAAGAGUCCUCGUUACACAUCUCCAAAUAACAGUGAAUACAUGAUUAGCGACGCUUCUUCAUACCACAGUGGAAACUACAGGUGUAGAGGCAGAAAGAAAAAUGCAGAACGUAUUUCAACAGAGUGGAGUGCUGACAUCAAAUUGACAGUAUCUGAUAAUCCACCAGCAGCUGUCCUCACUGUGUCUCCAUCAUGGCUGAGUCCUGGAGACUCAGUAACUCUGAGCUGUGAGGUUGAACAUCCAUCUGCAGGAUGGAGGUUUUACUGGUAUAAGACUGUUCCCAAACUAUCAUACUACUCCUACAUCUAUGAGCUGCUACCUGGUAGCAUCAAUGGGACUGAACAGGAUUCCUACAUCAUUCAUGGACCGACACACACAGCAGGAUAUAUGUGUAGAGCUGGAAGAGGAGACCCAGUGUAUUACACUCAAUACAGCAAACCUGGGUUUGUUUGGUCUGGAGAUGUUCAUUCAGCAGUGACUCUCAAAGUGAGUCCUGACAGAGUGCAGCACUUCACCUCUGACUCUGUCUCACUGAGCUGUGAAGGAAACUUUACUGAGUGGAGAGUGAGGAGGUUUCCUGAGGACCGCUACACGUCAGACUGUUAUAACUGGAGGUCCAUGACUGGAUCCACAUGCAACAUCUACAGUUCACAGCAGAGUGAUGCAGUGUACUGGUGUGAGUCUGGAUCAGGAGAGUUCAGCAAUGCAGUCAACAUCACUAUACAGAAAGCAGAUAUUAUCCUGGUGAGCCCUGUGCAUCCUGUGACUGAGGGACAGUCUGUUACUCUUGGCUGCAAACUGAAGAGAGAAGAAUUACUUUCCGUGUCUUUCUAUCAAAAUGACAAACUUAUCCAAAGUGAUACCAGAAGAGAGCUGAAUAUCUCUGCAGUGUCAAAGUCAGACGAAGGUUUCUACAAGUGUAAAUACUCAGGAGAAGAAUCAGCACAGAGUUGGAUGUCAGUUCACGACGAUCCAAAGAUUCUCACUCUGUCAGGUUGGCCAAUCCAGUCUGAGAGCACCAAUCAGGACUCUGCCACACAUCACAUGGUCAACCUGAAUGAAACUCAAGAUCACAUCUACAAUUCUCUUCUCCAUGGUGAUGUUUGUGUCUAUGAAUCAAUCAGAGGAUCUGAAGACCCUGAAAACGAUGAUUAUGUCAACUCUGGAGCACAAAGUCAGAAUUCGAAUUCUGAGAUGGACCAAUCGGCAACGGUGAUGAAAGACUUCUAUGUGAGACCUGAGUGA